This is a messenger RNA of Vigna radiata var. radiata (mung bean), 399 nucleotides long. RefSeq names its product patellin-4-like. Gene Ontology annotation, molecular function: lipid binding. NCBI's taxonomy places the organism in Eukaryota, Viridiplantae, Streptophyta, Magnoliopsida, Fabales, Fabaceae. The coding region runs from base 1 to 399 and encodes 132 amino acids. The transcript has a single exon. The record is from RefSeq and is a predicted model, not a curated record.
AUGUCCAUCUGCGAAACCACAGGAGAAGACAAAACCCCGUGCCGCGAAGACGCCACUAUCAUGAUGCCCAUCACGCUGCAAGAAAGGAGGUUGCGCCUGGGCAUCGAAACCUACCUCUCCUUCCUGGGAAAACGCACUAGAACGGAGAAGAAGAGAAGUGUUUUGCAGGGUCAAACAACAACAGUGACGUUUUCGGACAAGGAACAUGGUCCAGAGGAAGUUGAGAUGUGGGGAAUUUCGUUGUUGGCGGAUGAGAGGAGCGAUGUGAUUCUUCUAAAGUUUCUGAGAACGAGGGAUUUCAAGGUAAAGGAUGUGUUCAACAUGCUCAAGAACAUCGUGCGUUGGAGGAAGGAAUUCGGAAUUGACGCUCUGGUCCUAGAAGAUUUCAUAAUUGAUUAG